AGUAGAAAUGAAUGUAAGUGAUUCAGUUUUACACAAAUACAAAACUCAAAUAGAAAAAGGUCAAUUUAGGUUAUGUGAAAGCAAAGUUAGUGUUCUCAAAUUAUUUUAAAGUUGGUUCCGUUCAUUCUUCACCUUACUUCAAAGUUAGUGUUCUAUGAUGGGAACACUAUCUUGCUUCUGCAUGUUUUUGCCACACGACAAAUCUAGGAACACUCCAAUGUUGAAAAUCAAAACCCUAAAUCCAAUCCCAAAUUUCAAUUCUUCUCUCUCUUUGAAAUGCUACUCUUCAACAACUUCCCAACAAAACCAAUUCACUAUUUCAUAUCUCGUUGCCAAUUUCGGCUUCUCAUUAGAAACCGCUACAGAGGUUUCCAAACGCGUUCAUUUCAAGACUUCCGAAAAGCCUGAUUCAGUAAUCCUCAUCUUCAGAAACUUCGGUUUCUCCGAUUCUCAGAUUAACCACAUCGUUAGUAAAGCGCCCAACAUUCUUACAUGUAACCCCCACAAAAGGAUUUUGCCAAAGUUUGAAUUUUUACUCUCAAAAGGUGCUUCAAUUUCUGAUGUAGUGGAGAUUGUGGGAAGAAGCCCUAGAAUUCUAUAUUCAAGUCUUGACAAUUGCACAAUCCCUACUUUUCAAUUGGUAAGAAAGUUCUUUGCAUCUAAUGAGGAAGUUAUUCAACUCAUACUUAAAUGUAGAUGUUUCUUUGGUCAUUAUAAUGUUAUGAAUAAUGUCAAGUUGUUGCUUGAUGAUGGAGUCACUGACUCAAAUAUGAGAUAUUUGUUACUUAACAGAACCGUUAUAUUUUCUUCUUAUGACAUGAGGAGUGCUUUGGAUAUGGUUAAGAAAAUGGGAUUUAAUGAUCCUUCCAAAGUUAAUUUUAGUUUAGCAUUGUAUGCCAUAACGGCCACGACGAAAUCCCUCUGGAAUGCCAAAGUUAUUGUCUUUAAGAGAUGGGGUUGGUCUGAUGAAAUGGUUCUUGAAGCAUUUAGGAAGCGACCCUUGUUUAUGCUAUCAUCCACAGAGAAAAUUGAUAAGGUCAUGAGAUUUUGGGUGAAUGAGUUGGGUUGGAACUCCUUGACUCUUGUCAAAAGGCCGUAUAUUGUAACAUUUAGUUUGGAGAAAAGGAUCAUUCCGAGGGCCAGUGUUGUUUUAUAUCUGAUCUCCAAAGGUUUGAUAGAAAAGAAUGUUGAACUCUGUACCCCUUUCGUUGUUAAUGAAAAGGCGUUUCUUCAAAAGUAUGUGCAAAGUUUUAAAGGGGAAAGACAUAAUUUGUUAAAGCUAUACCAGGAGAAAAUGGAUGGUAAGACAAUCAAGGAAAAUGGUGAAGCGUCUGGAAGCUAUUGAGUGGUUAACUUGUUUCAUUAUUAAUGUUUCAUUAUGGCGGGGUUGGAAAUUGGAGCUGUUGUUCAUGAAUGUAGUCUUCAAUUCCUGUUGUGUUACAGUUGUAAUUUUGUGACGUAUAUCAACUAUUUGAUGCUUUAUAAAUGAUUGAAGUACAGGUACAGAUUCUUGUCCA
Molecule: messenger RNA, 1517 nt
Organism: Lathyrus oleraceus (garden pea)
Lineage: Eukaryota; Viridiplantae; Streptophyta; Magnoliopsida; Fabales; Fabaceae
Exons: 1
Coding region: 155-1345 (396 amino acids)
Biological process (GO): regulation of DNA-templated transcription
Molecular function (GO): double-stranded DNA binding
Source: RefSeq, a predicted model, not a curated record